Molecule: messenger RNA, 5565 nt
Organism: Portunus trituberculatus (swimming crab)
Lineage: Eukaryota; Metazoa; Arthropoda; Malacostraca; Decapoda; Portunidae
Gene: rdgBbeta
Product: cytoplasmic phosphatidylinositol transfer protein 1-like
Exons: 9
Coding region: 199-1143 (314 amino acids)
Biological process (GO): phospholipid transport
Cellular component (GO): cytoplasm
Molecular function (GO): phosphatidylinositol transfer activity; phosphatidylinositol binding
Source: RefSeq, a predicted model, not a curated record
CCUUCCCCCUUAUCUUCCUCACUCAUCGCCGACGCAGUGAAAAAAAAAAAAAAAAACAGUGGCAGCGUUUGAGUAAACUCGACAGGGGUGACGCGGUGUGCUCACUGUGCUGCACGGGAUAAGGUUGGAAGUGAACAGGGUGGCUCUGUAUGGACUGGUGACCGCUACAGAAAUAGGUGCCGCCAAGACGAAGCCAAGAUGUUGAAGGAGUAUAGAAUUUGCAUGCCCAUGUCCGUGGAGGAGUAUCACAUUGGACAGCUGUACAUGAUUGCGCGACACAGUUUGGAGCAGAGCCAGGGGGGGGAGGGAGUAGAGGUGGUGGAGAACACAUCUCACACUGAUCCUGUCCAUGGCCAAGGACAGUACACAGAGAAGCGCAUCCACCUCUCUGGGAAGCUGCCAGUAUGGAUCCGCUCUUAUAUUCCCAGAUUCAUAUAUCUGACUGAGCGAGCAUGGAACUAUUACCCUUACACAGAAACAGAAUUAACAUGUUCGGUGGUACCAAGAUUUUCAAUCAAGAUCCGCACACGUUAUGAAAAUAAUAAUGGAUCCUCUGAAAAUUGUCUGAAUGUGGAAGAGGAGGAGCUGAAGAAGCGGACCGUUGACAGAGUGGACAUUCUCACUGACCCUGUGGAUGAGAAACAUUACAAGGAGGAGGAAGACCCGUCUGUAUUUAGAUCAGAAAAAACGGGCCGUGGUCCUUUGGAGAAAGGCUGGGAUAAAUGUUGUGACGUGAUUAUGUGCUCCUACAAACUGGUUGAUGUAUCCUUUCAAGUGUUUGGACUACAGACCAAAGUAGAGGAGUUUGUGCACCGUGCUAUCCGAAAUAUCUUGCUUUUGGGUCAUCGACAAGCCUUUACCUGGAUUGAUGAGUGGUACGGGAUGACAAUAGACGACGUGAGGGAGUAUGAGAGUGGAAUGCAGGAAAAAACCAAUGAGAAGGUCCGCAAAGCCCAAAAGGAUAUUGAUGGCAUUAAAGCCCCUGAGACACCAGAGGGAGAGGAAGAAGAAGGGGAAAAGGAGGCUCAAGAUCUCAAAGCAUCUGGCAAACUUAGUAAGAGUGACUCCUUAUCUUCUCAAGGCAGUGAAUCCAGCCAGUCCCAAAGGAGUGGAUACCUUUCUUCUUGGUUUAAAUGGUCCUAGUUGUAGCCAGUGAGUUCAAGCAGUAUUGUGUAUUACUUGUAUGUGAUGUAACAUAAUAGUUGUUAUUUUUAUAAGUGAUUACUUGAUUUCUGCUACUUGAAUUUACCAAAAUGAUGAUUUCACCAGAACAAUAUAGGGAUUCUCAGUGAUUUGGAUGGUCUGUGUGGUAUAUACACAAUAUAUUUUGACUUAAAAAUUUCUCAGAGAUUUUAAAGUUCUGAAAAAAUUAUCUUAUCAUUAUUGCAGGUAAUUAUUUUAUUUUAUUUAUUGGACAUAUGUAUGUUUAAACAUAUUUAUGUGUGCUAGUUUGGUCAGUGAAUUCGUAUUUCUAGCUUGAUCAUGGUUGGUGCCAGGUGUUUUGUAUCUCCUUAUUAUGAAGAGUAAGGACAAAGUUAUUUUGGAGCCAGGAAGAUCAAACCAGCGUGUGUUGGUACGACUGCACAAAGUGUGAAUGGAUAUGCAGCUCAUAGUGCUGAUUUGUUUCUUUACCAUAUACUUUAGCUUUGUGAAAAUGUUGGAAAUAUACCUUACUAAGGAUUGGCUUAGCUUACUAUUGUAAAAUUGUGCAUUUCAUCCUAUAAUAUAUGUAUUAUAUAUUGAUAUAUAUUUUAUACAAAUAAGCAGUUUUAUAAUAAGAUGAGUGAAUAUAUUAUGGACAUUGUGUCAUCCUGCUGUGACAAUGUCAUGGCUAUAUGCAGGUCAUAAGAUGGUGUAUCUCAAAUGCUAUCUUGCAAAUUUUGCCAUUCUGUAAGAUUCACAUUACACACAAGUCACACGGAGGUCUGUUCAUUGUGUGUUGUGGCAAAGUGGAUGUGUUCUGCUCUGCAAGCAUCCAAAAGGUCCCUCCAUCAUAGUUCCUGCAGCAUCUCGCUACAUAAGAAAAUGUAGAUGCAUCUUUGAAUUGAUAAUUAAUUUCCUUUAUAUUUUGGUGUAUGCUUGCCUUUUUCACUUUUGUCAUGUACUCAAGAAGGAAAGUAUGUAGUAAUAACAAAGAUUACUUUGCUUACAUCAUAAGAAUUUUCUGCAAUUUUUCCUAUUUUUUUUUUAUUUUGCAAUGCGAACUUGAGUUUCACACACGUCAGGUGGUAUCUAAUCAGGAAAUAAUAAAAAUAACAAAGAUGUUAUUGUAAAGAGAGAAUACAUAAAACUUUUAUGUACCAGAUUUUAAAGUCUUGGGUUUAUUAAGUAAGAUAAGCAAAGCAAACUUGCCCAGAAAUUGAUAUUUCUUUUCUUCAAAUAUAUUUUGGGAUUUAUUUAUUUAUUUAUUUAUUUAUUUAUUUAUUUAUUUAUUUAUAUAUUUUUUCUGCUAAUACUAGCCAUGAUGAGACACCUGGGUAUGCUCUUGCAAGUUAUUUGGGAGGAUCCAUCCUCCUUUUUUAGAGUCCAAGGUGGCUAAUACACUGUAUGUGUGUGGGCAUCUCAUCUUGGCUGCUCUUGUUAAUGGAGAUGUCAGUCUGUUAAGCAGGUAGAUUCUUUGGCCUUUCCCAGGUAAGAGGUGGCAUCCCCAGAACGAGAACAUCAGUUGUUGUGUGGAAUGGAUGAUGACAUGGAAAUACUCACAAAGAUUUUCUGUGUUAGGUUCAAUAUACAGAUUGAUGCAUUUUGGAUGCUGAGACAAGAUAUGUGUAUACAGACAGUGUUUGGUGUUUGGAACAAUAUGUUAUGAGUGUGAAAGUGAUUUUAUUGUAUGAGUAGAAUGACCUAAGAAAUUCAGCAGUUAAUUGGACUGAUUUCUUCUAAAGUUUUCAUUGGUUAUGAACAUUUGGUUAAUGAUGUGUUAAUUUUCUUUUGUAUAUAAUCAUAUUUUAAGAAUCUUGCUCUUUUUUUCUGUGGCUGUGUUCCAGAGAUAAAGCUUGCCUUAAAAUACAUGAGAUGAGUUGUGUGAAUACUUUACAUAGUAAGUUAUUUUUUUUUGGCCAGGAAAAUUUUAUAAAUGUUCAAAUUUUAGAGAUGAGAGUUGGAUUAAGGUUUUCAUUGCUGCUCUGUGUGUGAUUACCUGACAUUGGCUGUGUUCAUCAUGUUGACAUGGGCAGGGUAAACAGAAAUGUAUAAAGUUCAGAUCCAAAUUUUAUUUUGUUUUGUAUAUAUUUAAUGUAGUUUGUACUAUUUGUGUAUUUAUCAUUAUUUUUCUAUACUAAUGUGAUAUUUUAUGAUGAUGUUUUGGUAUUUUGAUAUAGUGCAUUGUAAGAUUGUUUGAUUUAAAUGUUGGCAAAUGUUUUUCAUGUUUUUUGUAAGUCAUAAAGUUACAUCAGGUGGAAUGUCUCUCUUGGUCAGGCACUAGGACUUUGUUGGAUUUUUUAAUCUAAUGUUGAAAGCUUGUAAAAGGUCUUCAAACUGGUUUGAAAUAACAAAGUGGUGUUAAGGGGUACCGUGUCAAAGUCGCUAAUGGCUACUUUCAUAUUUUUAUUCAUCUCAUCAGUAGUACCUGAAUUCAAUGCAGAUUUGUAUUGCAAGCUGAGGACAGUAACUAUGAAAGGACUCCAGAUGUUAGUACUGUUGGAAUUAUGGUUUUGUGGUCGUGAAGCUUUAGAUUUAUACACUAAUGCAGUCAGGCAUGUGAUAUAGAAUGAUGGCUAUAAGACUUUGGUCCCUGUUCUCUUUGCUAUUGUGAAUUAAGGUUUAUUUACUGCUAUCAGAGUUCUGGAUGCUGGGAUUUGUUUAUGGUAUUCAUUCAAAACUGUGGCACUAAUUUCUUCAAUCUAAUGACAACAUAAUAACCACACUUAUUUAAUCACAAAUUACUCAGAAUGGUGGAACAUGGAGGUUUAAAAAAUUUGAAGACAUUUUGGGAAUACAACUUAUAUCUAUACAUGGUAUAGUAGUCUGUUUGUUUGACUAAAGAUUAUGUCAAUAGUGAUGGGGCUUGAUGGUCUGAAGUGCAACCAAGACACUGUGCAGUAUUAUUCUUUUCAAGGGUGAUCUUAUUCUGCAUCUCACCCAUCAGUGUUAGUUUGUGGAGAAGAUAGAGGCCUGAAAUGUUUUCUCCCAAGGAGGGAUGUGAUUACUUAUCUAACACCAUAGUUUUCAUACUCUUAAGUCUUACAGUCUCAUUGUAAAUCAUUGUUAUGAACACUAUGAUGGAGAAACAACAAAUUGGUCUGAAGAGGAGCUGUGGAACGAUUCUUGAUUCUUAUUAACAGUAUACCUCUUGUAGAAUGAUCUCAGGACCAGAGUAAAAAAAUGAAAUAUGUACUCACAUUGUUCAGCUAAAGGUGACAUCACCAGGAGCUGACUACAUGGCCUUAUGUACAACCAAGUCACAAUAAUUAUUAUUGUAAGUCAUAGUGCGCAAAGCUAAUUGAUGUGAAUCAUUAAACUCCUUGCUACAACUGACAGAUCAAUAUAGGAUGUCUUGUGUGUUGUCCUGGCUCUUUUCUGUGCUCCUUGUGAAAGCAAAGAUUACGUAAUUGUAUUGUGUAAGGCAUCAUAUUGAUGUUUUGUUGCAUGCUGUUGUGGGGACUGGAAUAGCUUAUAUGAUGUUAUUUGUUGAUCUUGCUUGACAUUGUGAAAUUUGCUUUAUGAAUGAGUCAGUGAUAAAAUGUUCAAAGAAAAGUAUAUCGCUCAAGUUAUUUCACAGUGGCUAUUACUAACAGUCCAAGUUGAUAUGAAAGUGGUGCCUAUGGUAAUAAUAUAUGAUAUUAUGCUUAUUUACAUGUCUGUGUGUUUAGAUGUUAUUGUUCACUCUCUUUGUUUAUCUCUUUCAAUAUUUUUGGGUAACUAAAUAUCUUUUGUGCUGUGACAGGGAUGAACAAUAAUACUUGCACAAAGAAAGCUUUUCUUCAGACUAAACACAAUUGUAUUGUUGUAUAAUAUCCAUUUUUUCUUUUUUUUCUUUUUAAGAAUGGAACAUAGGAAUCUAAAAACAAUUAAGUGAUGUAUAAGCAAACCGAGUUACAAGCUCAGUAACAGAAUCAAUUUAACUUGCAAGUUGAGGUGUAUAUAUAUAUAUAUAUAUAUAUAUAUAUAUAUAUAUAUAUAUAUAUAUAUAUAUAUAUAUAUAUAUAUAUAUAUAUACACACACACAACGUGCAGUGUAUAUUGGCACGGGAAAUAUAGACAUAUAUGAAUUAGUAAAGUAUUAACUGAUACUUUUCAUGAUAGAUGGUUAGUAUUGACUGUGACUAUUAUAGUGUGCUGCGUAAACAGUUGUGAUUAAGUUGGGACUCAUUGCAGUGCCUGACUUUCUAUUGUUUUAACAGCUUGAAAUGGAAUGUAAUUAUGAGCAAAUGAUUUGUGAAUUUGAAAGAUUUUAGUGGAGUUAUUGUAUGCUGUGUAUUAUUUGGUAUUGCCUGGAAUUAAUUAUUUCUGGGGAUGAAUGCAGAUCACAAAAUAACUUAUAAAAGUAUAGGAUAUUAUUAAAUGUUUAUGAAACAUAUAGGAUGUCAUUGAUUCCUAAAAGAAAUAAAAUAUACUCUCUCUCUC